Messenger RNA from Talaromyces proteolyticus, 1666 nucleotides. RefSeq lists its product as uncharacterized. The transcript is spliced from 3 exons. Lineage: Eukaryota; Fungi; Ascomycota; Eurotiomycetes; Eurotiales; Trichocomaceae. Bases 254 to 1498 code for a protein of 414 amino acids. The record is from RefSeq and is a predicted model, not a curated record.
AAUUACUGAAGAAUCAAUUCAGCAGCUGGAAGAGGAUAUAACAGCAGAUCAAGCAGCCAAAGAGUCUAAAAGAGCCCUAUUAAAGACCCCGAAGUCAUCAACGGCUGAAGCAAAAGCGAAGGUCGCAACCAAAAAGGGUCCACAUGUAUCGCGGGAUCCCAAUUCUACGACAACUAGUAACCGGUUUUCUGGUGAAAUUCCCAACGCUAUUACUGCCCAGUAUCGAGUCAAUAGUACUCAGGAAGCCACUGCGAUGAAGAAAAUGCAAGACAAAAGCAAUGCAGAGAAAUAUAUUCCGGAAACACAUCUGUCCGAGCGCAUUGAAAAAGAGCAAGCGGCGAAACUAGAAUGUUUGCAGGCUGAGCUAGAACAAACCAAUCUUGAACAGUCAACAUUACGCUCGGAACUGGACAAAACCCAAAAGGCGUUAUCCAAGAGGGCCCAGAAGUAUAAUAUACAACAUAGUGAUGACCAAUCAAAAAUUCAAAAGUUGUUACGGCAGUUACGGCAGUUACAGUACGUGGCCGAAGAGAAGGAAGAAUUAAAGACCUCUCACGCUCAUCUACAACAGACACUGAGUGAAAUUCAAGAACGGGCUUUUCGCUCCAUGAAUAAUGGCGGAUGGAUAGCCCCGGAAGACGCAAAAGUUCGCGAUUAUCUUUCAAGACUUCAAGAGAAUAUAAAGAAGUGGGCUAAGAACAGCGCCUUCAAAGCUUUCGGUGACCAACACUCACAAAGUCUUUCCAUUGACCAAAAGCAAGAAAUCAUGCGAAGCAUGUCUAACUAUUGUUUUCCACAUGACUGGGACCAAUUAGUUCAAAUAAUACCUCCACAUAUUGAAAAGCGAAUUCCUUACCUUUUCACUCAUGCAAUACUUUCGAAAGAUAUCUUCGAAACCAUAAUCGGCAAUCCUUUCUUCACAUUGGAAUUGCAAGGACAGACUGACUUCCCAACUACGACACAACUCUUGAAUCUUUAUCAAACUAUGAUUAAAAUCGAUCAAACAGAAGCUCACAUUUGGCGAUCACAAAUGCUCCGGCUUCUGCAGGCGACAGAUAGAGCUUCAAAAUCGGACAUUUUUUUUACGGGAAGAUUACAAGCGAAUAUUUCUCAAAUGGGUGUUGAGCGCGCAGAGAAGUUCCUCCGUGGACCAGCGAGGUACUUGCUUGGUCAAUCAAGUGGAGAUGAUAAGUCGGUGCAGAAGGCAUUGGCGGAUAUAUAUUGCUAUGCAGGGCAGUUGGCAUUGUCAUUAUGGACACAAAGAUCGUAUUUAGAAUGUUUAAAUCGUCAGCGUAUCACUCAUUUCUUUGCAGGGCGAGAAGAAAUGAGUGCCCAUAGAUUCCAUCGUCUUGAUGAGGAAGACACGCGAUUUGACAGGCAGCCUAUUCUCGUUAUUGUUCAACCAGCUCUCAUUGCGUUUGGGAAUGAUAAUGCCGAAAGUUAUGACCAACAUAAAGUCUGGGCAGAGGCGGUAGUUUUGGUUGAUGAAAGAACAUAAAACUAUUGAUGAGUUUUUGUUCGUUGAGACUCGGUCAGCACGCCAUGUCUCUUGGCCUCGUACCACUACCAAAUAUAUGUGCAGGUAUAUCCAGCAUUUAUGCCUAGAUCGUUAGGAAUCCAAAAGACUAUAAAUCUUAUUAGUGGGCUCUGUUGCCAGACUAUUCGC